Molecule: messenger RNA, 1284 nt
Organism: Neospora caninum
Lineage: Eukaryota; Apicomplexa; Conoidasida; Eucoccidiorida; Sarcocystidae
Product: hydrolase, alpha/beta fold family domain-containing protein
Exons: 1
Coding region: 1-1284 (427 amino acids)
Source: RefSeq, a predicted model, not a curated record
AUGCAGGCUUCAUCCGUGUCUCCUUCCCUCUCGUCUGUCUCCUUGCGGUCUCUUUCUACGUCCGCGAGCUCUCCUGGGGGCGCCCUCCGAGCAGAAGGUUCUGAAGAAGACGGGCGAGAAAGCGUGUGCGGCCUCUCCCCCGAUGCACCCGCUUUGGCGUAUCAAGUCCUCGAGAGCCGCGCGAGACCGGUGCGCCGCGACGCGCCUGCGCUCCUUGUCGUCCACGGCCUUCUGGGCAGCAAGCGCAACAUGCGGAGUUUCGCCGCUCUUUUAAAUUCCCCAAAAAUCGUCGCUGUCGACUUGCGAAACCACGGCGAGUCGCCGUGGAGAGACAGCAUGCGCGUCUCCGAUCUCGGCCACGACCUCGUCCACAUGCUCCACUCGAAGCCCGAUCUCUUCUCUCCGCCUUCGUCUCUGUCGCCUCUCUCUUCUUCGCUGGAUUCCUCGGGCGCCGUGCCUCGCAGCGCUGGAGACGUCGUGUUGAUCGGCCAUAGUUUGGGGGGGUUAGCCGCCAUGUAUGCAGCUCUGCAGGCGCCUCGGCAUGCGUGUGGAACGGGGACAGAGUGCACGCGGGUGAAAGGUCUGGUGGUGCUGGACAUUGCUCCAGCGGACUACUCUCAGUCCCGGCACGACGCGCAGCCGAUCACCUCGAAGCAGGUGGUGAGCAUUCUUUGCGACUUGCCGAUGAGUGCGUUCGACGACAAGCUCCAGCUGGAGCGAACCUUGGGAGCAACGGAUCCACCCUUGCCGCCUGCAAUGGUCAAGUGGCUGAUGACUGCUGUGAAGGAGAGGCGCGAGAAGAAGCCUGCAUCCAGUCCCUGGAGAGAGACCGGGAGGCCGUCGCGCACUGCGGACAAAACUCUCAAGAAAGACGAAAAAGUCGCGCUCGCGUGGGAAAUGAAUCUCCAAGCAAUCAAGCGCAUGCUCCAGACCAAACAGCUGAGGUGGCCAAGCGAAGACUUUGGCAGCCGAGGCGCCUCAGACGGGAGUGUCGACUCCCCUGACAACGAGACCGUCGAACGUGAAGCAACCGAAGGCGAAGCCAGCGGAGGUGAAGGAAACGCAGGUGGUGAGAAGCACACGCGCGCUGUGUUUGACGGGCCCGUGUUGUUUGUUAAAGGCGCAAACUCGCAGUAUGUGGAUCUGAAGCGGGACUGGGAAGCCAUUCUGCGCUACUUCCCGAGGGCGAAACACAGGACUGUCCAGAACGCGGGGCACUGGCUGCAUGCGGAGCAGCCGGUCCAAACGGCAGAGUUCAUCAACGAGUUCCUCCAGCAACUGUGA